GCACCUAACACAGUACUACUGAUAGGUUCAUUGGCUAUUGUCCUUCCAAGGCGAUGUCAACUAAUGGCUAAGUUGCAUCUUAAACGCACUCCCGCUGAGGAGGCCGAACGGGCUCUCCGCAAGGCUCGAAAAGCCGCAAAGACAGCAAGGAAACAGUCACAUCUGUCGGAGGAAACAGGCCAGCAUGGAGAAUCUAGCUCCAAAAGGAGACGCAGAGGAGAAGCCAUUGAUUCUGAUCUUGACGAAGAGGUUUAUGGCCCUCCACCUCCCCCGUCGCGGUCAUCCGCACACAAACCUGAUUAUGACACCAUUCUUUCUGAGUUGGAGGACGCUCGCUUCAGAGAGAAAAUGUGGGAUGCUUUACGGGAUGAUGAACGGCUGGAUGGUAUAGACGCUAGAUUUAACGAUUAUGCCCAUGUCCCCGAUAGAUGGCGGGCGAACGCAGCCAGCGGUGGAAGCCCUGAGGACCAAACGGAUAUGGAUCCGCGGUUUAUGGACGAUGACACUUACACCGAGUGGAUUCGAGCAGGGAUGUGGAGGUUUGUUUCUCAGCUGCAAGUAGUUCCCUGCAGUUGUAUUGAGUGUCCACGUAACAGGCGAAAAAAUGCGCGCCAAUACGAAGAAGAAGCACGCAUGAAGGCGGAAAAGACAGCUCGUAGCGCUAGGAAGAAGGAAAUGAAAGCAGAGGCGACCAGACUCGAAAAGGUUGCGGAAGAGCGAAGAAAACAGAAGAAAAGAGAAAAGGAGAGCCAACGAGAGGAGAACGCUCGAGCAGAGUACGACAGAAAGUGGAAGGAUCUCUUGGAUCCCAAUGCUCGGCAUGGCUCUCCCCUUUUCUUCGGAGACAUACCAUGGCCACUAUUUGUACCCAUGAUGCACUCAGAUACCGUUCAUUCGGACUCAUCCUCAAUUACGUUGGAACACUUCACGACAACAGCAAUAUCUGCAUUCCUGAUACCGAUUUCUACAAUCUCUGCGCUCGCUCAGGACGUCGGUGUUUCUCUCCCCACUCAUGAUCGUGACAAGAAGGAGAAGAAAGAGAAAUUACGGGAGACGAUGCUACGGUUUCAUCCAGAUAAGUUUGAAGGACGGGUCAUGCGGAAGGUCAUCGAAACAGACAAAGAUAGAGUAAGGGAGGCUGUGGGUCAGGUGGCUCGAGUUCUCAACACUCUCAUGGAGGAAUAGAUCGAUGGUAUAGUCCGUCACUCCGGUUCUUCAAUUCGAAGAUGAUAUCUACCAAUCACCAAUC
Molecule: messenger RNA, 1249 nt
Organism: Suillus plorans
Lineage: Eukaryota; Fungi; Basidiomycota; Agaricomycetes; Boletales; Suillaceae
Exons: 1
Coding region: 64-1185 (373 amino acids)
Biological process (GO): canonical NF-kappaB signal transduction
Source: RefSeq, a predicted model, not a curated record